UGUGCUUUUGACAGCUCCUUUUGUCAUCAUGCAUUUUUUAGCUCUUAAUUUUGUACGAUUAAGCUCCGCCGCUUUGCUUUGCAAAACAGUUCUCUUGAGUUUCCUUCUCGCUGCGGACGUUUCUCGCCAAAAAUCAACUACAUGACUUCGUAAUUGUGAUUGUCCGGAAAAGAUGCCAUCACCGCCGCGCAGAAAAGCACACAGAGAAAAACGCCGGGAUCGUGAGCGAAAUCGAUCGGCUGGCAGGGAACGGCGACGCUCAAUUGAACGGGAAAGAAGUCGAGACCGAAGUCGAGAACGUCGGGAGCGAGAUAGGGAACGAGACCUGCGCCAGCGUGAUUACAGAAGACGAUCGAGGUCACGAUCGUUUGAUAGAGAGAGGGGCCGAGAGAAAUCACCACUACCUACUUCGUCCAGGCGAGUUCACACAAAACCCGUCGUUACACAGGCCGACCUUGAAGGAAAAACACCAGAAGAACAGGAAAUGCUCAAAACCAUGGGCUUUUGCGGAUUCGACACGACAAAAGGUAAGAAGGUCGAAGGCAACAAUGUGGGCGAAGUGCAUGUGAUUUUGAAACGGAAGUACAGACAGUACAUGAACCGUAAAGGUGGUUUCAAUCGGCCUUUGGAUUUUGUUGCGUAAUUCGACCAUACUGCAUUUCUCAGUUUAGCAGUUUGGCGGUUUUUGUUCCGUAUUUAUAUUACUAUUAUUCAUUCAUUUGCGUAACUAGUUCACACCAAAUGGGUAUAUUUAAAGUGAUCCUCUACAUCCAAACCAUCCUCCACAAUGUACAAUAGUCACAACACAACACAAACGGGUUCCAUAUAACUGCAAUAGCUACAUUUUCAUAUACACACAAAUUAGACUCCACUACAUACUAAAUUACCACAACAAUGCAAUAGCCAGGACGGAAAUGUUGGAACGUGAUGUUGGGAAGGUGGUCAAACACUAGAAAUGUGCCUUUAAAUAUCCACGUUUUUACUAGAAGUCCCCUUCCUAAAUCCCAUCGCCCUCCUUUUAAAUUUCCUCAAUCUAUCUAGUUUUGCCUGUUGCAGGCGUUCCAUCUACCCAACAUCUCGUAUUCUAACUUUUCUUCAUAUACAAACACAAAACCUCAUAGCUUUUAUCACCACAGUUAACAAUAGUAUCAAAACAGAAACUUUAAUAUACCUCAUAAAUUAAGUAACGACGCGUACACUGUAUGUUUGUAAGAGAAACAUCACCUUAUACAUUUUUGAUAACAGUAACAUAUGAACCAAACAAACAUUUUGUAAUGAAAUAAACUUUUAAAUUCGAUAACAGUUCUACAUUUAAAAUUUUCCGUUCAAAGUGUCCACAAUACAAUCACGUCAGCAUUCAAACUACGAUUGUACAACAAUAAAUAAAAGAAUGAAAAUAACUUCAAUUAAUCAGUUGUUGAAGCAUAAAUUUAAAAUCUUUUCAGAUUUUGAUGUACCGUUAUUAGUUUAUGUUUUCAAUUACCGUUCGAAUCAUUUUAGCCAUUCACAGCAGCGUAUUAUGUUUCAACUAUGUAAGCCUAAAAUGUGCGUAACUUAAUAAUUGAAGACAUAUUGGACAUUGAAACCUGCCAAGAUUAUUACCGUAAGAACGUUAAUUAUUUUAAGUUGUACAAAUAUUUCGGUCUCCUAAAUUAUUUCAAAAAUAGAUUAAGUACAAAAGUUGUUAAUUUUAAUAAUUGUCUGUAAAGAAACAAAUAAAGUGAUGCUGAAAAA
This is a messenger RNA of Aedes albopictus (Asian tiger mosquito), 1734 nucleotides long. It is a transcript of the gene ytr, whose product is annotated as U4/U6.U5 small nuclear ribonucleoprotein 27 kDa protein. NCBI's taxonomy places the organism in Eukaryota, Metazoa, Arthropoda, Insecta, Diptera, Culicidae. The transcript is spliced from 4 exons. Bases 173 to 643 code for a protein of 156 amino acids. Gene Ontology annotation, biological process: RNA splicing. Gene Ontology annotation, cellular component: precatalytic spliceosome. The record is from RefSeq and is a predicted model, not a curated record.